Molecule: messenger RNA, 1604 nt
Organism: Spirodela intermedia
Lineage: Eukaryota; Viridiplantae; Streptophyta; Magnoliopsida; Alismatales; Araceae
Source: the annotation of a GenBank genome assembly
AUGGGUCAACCGUUUAGGUUCUGUACAGUGAGCUGUCUUGCCUGGGAGACUAUUAUGGGCUCUGUUUCAUCCAAUCUGAUUCAUGCCCGCUGUUCGCUUCCUCCACAGGGGUGACAGAUUGCUACGUUUUCAAGAGCCGCCUGCAGGAAUAUGCGCAGAAAGUUGGUGUUCCCACUCCGGUGUAUCAAACUGUGAAAGAAGGGCCCUCCCACGAGCCCGUUUUCAAGUCCACUGUGAUUGUGAAUGACGUCAGAUACGAUUCUCUCGCCGGGUUUUUCAAUCGCAAGGCAGCAGAGCAGUCGGCGGCAGAGGUUGCACUCGCGGAAAUAGAGAAGUCUGGGAAAAUGACGGAGUGUUUGCCCACAGUUGUAAGUUUCUUGCCGAUCCGAAGAGGGAGGAUGCCCCUUCUUGCUAUCUCACUGAUUCCACUGAAGAGGGAACAUGGGACUGAAUGCCCCAGAGAUCUCCGCUCAGAUUUCUUGGAUCCUUGCUUGGUAUCUCAGACCCAGCAUGCGUCUCCAGCUUUUCUUAUUCUUGGGCGUGAAAAUCCUCAUAAAAAUUCAUCUUUUUGUUCUCAUUUCCGAUGUCUUCCUAGAUUUCUCUCUCUAGCCGUAUCAUAUCGUGGUAUACCUUUUUUUCUGGAUGAGGCACAUGCAUGAGAUCUUAAUUGAGCUGAAGCCCAGAGCAUGAUUGGUCUUCACCCCUUGUUUUUUUUCCCUUUUUGUCUUCGUUGUUCAUCUCGUUUUGAUCUAUGAUUCCUUUUUUUUAUCUUUCUCUGCGCCUGGUAAUGGCCUCACCAGCACGAGACAGGCCUGUGCAAGAACCUGCUCCAGGAGUAUGCUCAGAAGAUGAACUACGCGAUUCCUUCAUACCAAUGCAACAAGCAGGCCUCGGGAAAGCUGCCCUUCUCCUGCACCGUCGAGAUCGGAGGAAUUCAGUACAUCGGAGCCGCAGCGAGAACCAAGAAGGAGGCCGAGAUCAAAGCUGCCCGGACCGCACUCUUGGCGAUCAACUCGACUUCAUGUAUGAACAAUAAUUUUCUUUUCUUUUUCUUUUUUUUUUUUGUUAGUUUGAUAAUCCUCUGUUAAAGCUUCAGAUUCCCGUUGCCAGGGGGCUAUGGGAUAAACGGAGUGUCUCAGUACACGGUUCUCCCGGGCAAGAAGAAGGGGAAGGAGUCGGCGGCACCGACAGAAGCGGUCAAGAACGUCAAACCCAGGAGAGCAGAGUUCAAGAAAAAAUGGCCCAAGAGAAAAUUCCCCCGGAACAAGGCCCGUUGGUUAAAGCCCGACAACAAUGAUCUGGGGACUGAUGGAGAUGGCCCCGGGGCAGAAGCUGCCAAUGGCGAGGUGCCAGCGGUGGUCAACGGCUCUAACUUUGGGGAGAACAAUGAACCAAAUCCGUGCCCGACGGUCAACGGGGAAUUCCCGGGUGGCUCGACUGCGGUGUUGGCCGAGGUUCCUCCUUCUGCCGAGGAACCAGGCGCCAUCCCAUUCACAGUCUCCAGUGAUCAUCAUAUUAGAGAAGAUGGAUCCGUUCAUCAUUCUGAAGAUGGAGUUUUGACCAGUCUCAUCCGCUUGGGAGGCGGCGAUAACCCGCAGUGGUAG